Messenger RNA from Eimeria acervulina, 1086 nucleotides. RefSeq lists its product as hypothetical. The transcript has a single exon. The record is from RefSeq and is a predicted model, not a curated record. The coding region runs from base 1 to 1086 and encodes 361 amino acids. Lineage: Eukaryota; Apicomplexa; Conoidasida; Eucoccidiorida; Eimeriidae.
AUGGGUAGAGGAGGGGGAAUGUGCAGCAAGGUUGGAGGGCGUGAGAACCCUGCAAUUGCAGCAUGGGCGAUUUCUGCAACGCUGAUGGCUGCAGUAUCAAUGACCCUCUUUCUUCUUGCAGAAGCUUCUCAGUUAACAGAUACAGCAGGAAAGGGUUUAGACUCAGAUGAAUAUGGAGAAGUAAUGUUUGUAUCUCGAUCAACAUUUUUAGGUUUGGGGGCUUUGCAUGCAGUUCUUUUCUUACUUUCUUGUCUUAUAACAAUCCUCGGGUAUUUCUUCUGGUCGAAGUUUCUCUGUUUUGCUUGCCCUUUAGUGAUUAUUAAUGAUAUUGCUUGUCUUGUUACAGCAGGAUUUGGAGGUUAUAUGCUUCACCGAGUGUAUGUUCACCGUACAGAUCAAAUAGAUAUUGCGCGUAUAGGGGGUGUGCUUCCUUCAGCAGAUUUUUCUCUUUCUUUUGUUGAUGCGCAUGCAUCACUUAUUCUACUUGUUUCUGUAUGCUCUCUUGCAUCCUUGGUCCCUCUAUCUCGAGCAGGAACAAUAGAUGAGAAAGGGACGAUGGUUGAUGUUAUGCUGCAUCUACCAGUCAUAACAGGGUGUACAGCUACUGCAGGUUUAUUCUUAUUUCCUAGUAAAGAAUCAUUCUAUACAGUUGUUGGAUCUCUCUGGCUUAUUGCUGCAAUUGUUGCAGCUAUUCUUGUAGCUUUGCAGAAGUGCGGGGGUAUAACAAGCCGUAUAUUUACUCUGCUGCUAGCAAUAUUUUAUGCUGUUGUCUUAGCUUUAUCUGUGGUGUCUGUGGCUGUUGCUGGUAAGCAUUUUAUUAAAGGAAGGAGACAAGUUAUUGAUUAUGUGCGUACAAAUGCAGCAUUAAAGCCUUCUUUCCUACGCAACAUGUCUGAUGAAGAUUUCUCUUCUUAUAAAAAUUAUAUUGUUCAAAAUGAAGGCGGUUUCAAUCUUGCUGCUGUUGUUCUUUGCUCUCUACUCUUCAUCUUCAGCUUCAUGGGAGCUCUCUUCUCUCUACGUGCUGUUGUUGGCGGGUCUGAUGCUUUAAGAAGAGAUCUCUCUUCUAGUUCUAGCGAAAAAGAUUAA